Diabrotica balteata is the source of this 2071-nucleotide messenger RNA. Lineage: Eukaryota; Metazoa; Arthropoda; Insecta; Coleoptera; Chrysomelidae. The record is from the annotation of a GenBank genome assembly.
CUUCAACACUAACCGACUGACGUUACGUUCGCGCUACGGCGCUACAAACAACAUUAGUUUAUAGUUGAUAGCUUAGUUUUAAGACAUAAACAAUGAAUUGUGAACUUUAGUAAUUAAAGAUCGAUCAUUUCGGAAUAUUUUUCUUAUCAAUUUUUUUCUCUGACACAUAUCUUGGUGAGUGACAAUAGUUUUCUAGCGACCGGCGAAUUUUAAGUGUCAGUUCUUUCCCUUGUUCAAGUGAUUUUUCUGUUUUUCAAAAUUCCGGUUGCAAACAGGAGCCUCGAAGUGGUCCGGGAAGGUACCACAAUGGGGCAAAUACCGCAAAAUACCCACACGCUUUUCGUGGAUGCCUUCUUACAAAACAACCGCUUGGACCACGUUAGUCAAGUAAUGGGGUAUCAUAAAACCUACUUGGACCACUUUCUAAAGACUCAAAAUUUCAUCCUAAGGGGUGAUGGACCACUUCCUUAUGAUUAUAGGCACUAUAUAGCAAUUAUGGCUGCUGGAAGGCACCAAUGUAGCUACCUGAUAACGCUACAGAAGCAGGAGUUUCUUUUACAAAGAGGCGAUCCUAAUUGGUUAAAAGGCCUUGAACACAUACCAGCCAAACUUAGAAAUCUCAACGAUAUCAAUAAAAUUCUAGCGCAUAGGCCUUGGUUGUUAAAUAAAUCUCAUAUUGAGAAAUUAACCAAAGGCAAGGACAGUUGGUCGUUGGCAGAAGUAGUUCAUGCCAUAGUGAUACUAGCCCACUUCCAUUCACUUUCAAGCUUCGUCUUUUCCUGCGGGCUCAACCAAGAACUAGACCAACUAGCCUCUGGUUACCAAUAUCACAGUGAUACUACCGUUACAACCAAAACGAAUAGCAAUAAGACCAAACCCAAAGACAUACCGAUCGUAGAUCCGAGCGCAGAACCACCUGAAUGGAAAACCACCUCGACCACUCCACCGUCUCCCACUGAACCUGAAGUAGGAAUCAGCACUUUAAUGCAGCGCAUGAAAACCUUGUCGGAACAGCAGCCGGAGUGUAAGCCUGAAGAAUUAGCCAAAAGAUUCGAAAGUAUAGAAAGUCAAUCUGCGGAAAUAGGGGCUGUGGGUACGCAACCGGAAUCUACUCCGGCAGAUAUUAGUUGUUACGUCGAGGACGCUGGCUUUAUGUACAUAGAUUUUGCCAAGAGAGGCGAUUCACAAGAUAUAACAACCUUUAGAGUACAAGACUAUUCUUGGGAUGACCAUGGGUAUUCCUUAGUAAACAGACUUUACAACGACGUAGGAAACCUGUUGGACGACAAGUUUAGAACAGCAUACAAUCUAACUUACUACACAAUGGGCAGCCGUACUGACGUAGACACUACCAGAUUCCGUAGGGCUAUUUGGUAUUAUAUCCAAUGCCUCUUUGGAAUUAGGCAUGACGACUACGACUACGGAGAGAUCAAUGCUUUAUUAGAAAGAGCCUUAAAAGCUUUCAUCAAAAGCGCUACUUGUUAUCCUGAUAGAGUUACUAAGAAAGAAUAUGAUAGGGUUUUAAGGGAAUUUCACUAUAGUGAAAAGGUCCACGUAAACUUAAUGGUUCUUGAAUCAAGAAUGCAAGCUGAACUGUUAUACGCCCUAAGAACUGUGAAUCGAUACAUGACAAACUAAGGCAAAGGAAACUGGCACGUUUUGAUUUUGGAAGCUUCAACAGCUUCAUUGUUAUUUCUCCACACUAUGUACCUAAACCUUAGGUAAUGGUUUUGAGUUCAAAUACUCUACCUAUUGAGAAAACUGGGGGAAAACGAAAAAGUCUGGAGAAUAUUUCUAGUAAUGCACAAAACUACAAGAAAUCUUGUUUUUUAUUAAUUGUUGUAAGCUAUAGUAUAUUGAGUGUUAUAUCUGUACGGAGACAUUUAAGUUCAUGUGGUAUAUUGUAUGUUUUUCAGUGUUACGGUAUCUAGUUUUUUUUUUAAUUUUUGAACAAUGUGUUAAUAUUUUUUAUAAUUAUCGACUUCUACUGUAUAUUGAAUUAUAUUAUAAAACGGUAGAAAUUAUAUAGACCAGUCUAGGAGUGUCUCUUGUAGGGACUAUUGAGUCAUAU